UAAGCUACAGGUAGCCUAACCUCAAUUUGAUAUGAUUUCACAGAGCGACACACGGCGCAUGGAUUCAAACUGUUUUACUAUUUCUCAACAUCUCCUUUUAGUAGAUAAACAGUCGGACAGCAAUGCCAGUUACCUGCGAGCAGCACGGGCUGGGAACCUGGAGAAGGCCCUGGACUACCUCAAGUCUGGGGUAGAAAUCAACAUCUGUAACCAGAAUGGGUUGAAUGCUCUUCAUCUGGCCUCUAAGGAGGGUCAUGUAGAGGUGGUGGCUGAGCUGCUGAAGCUAGAAGCCAAUGUGGAUGCGGCGACCAAGAAAGGAAACACCGCUCUUCACAUAGCCUCCCUGGCCGGCCAAACGGAAGUGGUGAAAGAGCUAGUGACCAAUGGAGCCAAUGUGAACGCACAGUCUCAGAAUGGCUUCACCCCGCUCUACAUGGCAGCGCAGGAGAACCAUAUUGAGGUGGUUCGCUUCCUCCUGGAACACAACUCCAGCCAGAGUAUGGCCACAGAGGACGGGUUCACCCCUCUGGCGGUGGCGCUGCAGCAGGGGCAUGACCAAGUGGUGUCUCUGCUCCUGGAGAAUGACACCAAGGGCAAGGUGCGUCUGCCUGCCCUGCACAUCGCCGCCCGCAAGGACGACACCAAGGCUGCAGCGUUACUGCUCCAGAAUGACCGCAACGCAGAUGUGGAGUCCAAGAGCGGCUUCACUCCUCUCCACAUCGCUGCUCACUAUGGCAACAUCAACGUGGCCACGCUUCUGCUGAAUCGGGGGGGAGCUGUGGACUUCAUGGCCAGGAAUGACAUCACACCUCUCCAUGUGGCAUCUAAAAGAGGCAAUAGUAAUAUGGUCAAACUGUUGUUGGACAGAGGAUCCAAAAUAGAUGCCAAGACUAAGGACGGACUGACACCUCUUCACUGUGGAGCGAGGAGCGGUCAUGAACAAGUGGUUGAGAUCCUGCUGGACCGCGGAGCCCCCAUUCUGUCCAAGACAAAGAACGGGCUGUCCCCCCUGCACAUGGCCACUCAGGGCGACCACAUCAACUGUGUCCAGCUCCUCCUUCAAAACGAUGUCCCCGUUGAUGAUGUCACAAACGACUACCUGACAGCGUUACACGUGGCCGCCCACUGUGGACACUACAAAGUGGCCAAGCUCAUAGUGGACAAAAAGGCCAACCCUAACGCUAAAGCACUGAACGGCUUCACCCCGCUUCACAUCGCCUGCAAGAAGAACCGCUCCAAAGUGAUGGAGCUGCUGCUGAAACACGGAGCAUCGAUCCAGGCUGUGACAGAGUCUGGACUCACUCCUAUUCACGUGGCCGCUUUCAUGGGACAUGAGAACAUUGUCAACUCACUAACGCAUCACGGAGCUUCGCCCAACACCACCAACGUGAGGGGGGAGACAGCGCUGCACAUGGCAGCCCGGGCAGGUCAGGCCGACGUGGUGCAAUACCUGCUGCAGAAUGGAGCGAAGGUGGAGACUAAGGCCAAGGACGACCAGACAGCGCUGCACAUCUCCAGCCGGCUGGGGAAGGCCGACAUCGUCCAGCAGCUGCUGCAGAGGGGGGCUUCUGCUAACGCUGCCACCACGUCAGGCUACACACCCCUCCACCUGGCUGCCCGCGAAGGUCACGAGGACGUAGCCGCCAUGCUGCUGGACCAGGGUGCAUCGCUGUCAGCCUCCACUAAGAAAGGGUUCAGUCCUCUUCACGUGGCAGCCAAGUAUGGGAAGAUGGAAGUGGCCAGCCUGCUUCUUCAGAAGAGAGCAGCUCCGGAUGCAGCUGGAAAGAGUGGACUAACUCCACUGCAUGUAGCUGCUCACUACGAUAAUCAGAGAGUGGCUCUACUGCUUCUGGAUCAGGGAGCAUCUCCCCACGCCGCCGCCAAGAAUGGCUACACACCCCUCCACAUAGCUGCCAAGAAGAACCAGAUGGACAUCGGGACCACCCUACUGGAGUACGGGGCGGACACCAAUGCUGUGACCCGCCAGGGCAUCAGCCCUGUUCACCUGGCUGCACAGGAGGGCAGUGUGGACCUGGUCUCUCUGCUGCUCACCAAGAACGCCAGCGUCAACAUGGGCAACAAGAGUGGUCUCACACCUCUCCACUUAGCGGCGCAGGAGGACAAAGUCAACGUGGCGGAAGUCCUGCUCAACCAGGGGGCGGACGUCGACCCCUCGACAAAGAUGGGAUACACUCCGCUGCAUGUGGCUUGUCACUAUGGCAACGUCAAGAUGGCGGACUUCCUCAUACAGAACCAGGCCAGAGUUGAUGACAAAACAAAGAACGGCUACUCGCCCCUCCACCAGGCGGCGCAGCAGGGCCACACCCACAUCAUCAACCUGCUACUGCAGCACGGAGCCUCUGCCAAUCAGCUGACCGUGAACGGGAGCACAGCCUUGUCCAUCGCCUGUCGUCUUGGUUACAUCUCAGUGGUCGACACUCUCAGGCCAGUGACUGAUGAGAAUCUGACCUCUGUGACUGCGACAGAAAAACACAAAAUGAACAUCCCCGAGACCAUGAACGAGUUUCUGGACAUGUCUGACGAUGAAGCUAAGGCUAAUGCGCCGGAAAUUCUCAAUGGCGACUGUAUUUCAGAUGUUGACGAAGGUGAGGAUGCAAUGACCGGCGACACUGACAAAUAUCUGCGGCCCCAGGACCUCAAGGAGCUGGGGGACGACUCUCUCCCGCAGGAGGGCUACAUGGGGUUCAGCAUUGGAGUCCGCUCAGCGAGCCUCCGCUCCUUCAGUUCGGAUAGGUCCAACACCCUCAACCGCAGCUCCUACGCGCGAGACAGCAUGAUGAUAGAGGAGAUCCUCGCCCCGACCAAGGACACGCACCUGGCUGUAACCCGGGACUACGAUGCAGAGUGUCUGAGGCGCUACAGCUGGACCCCAGACACAAUAGAUCACAGUAACACUGUGUCCAGCCCCAUUCACUCAGGCUUGUCCUCCCCGCUCCCUCAGUAUGACUCCAGAUUCCUGGUCAGCUUCAUGGUGGAUGCCCGUGGGGGUUCCAUGAGAGGAAGUCGAAGCAACGGCAUGCGUAUCAUCAUCCCGCCCCGGAAGUGCACGGCUCCCACCCGCAUCACCUGCCGCCUGGCCAAGAGGCACAAACUGGCCUACCCCCCACCCAUGGUGGAGGGAGAGGGCCUGGUCAGCCGCCUGGUGGAGGUCGGCCCCGCAGGAGCCCAGUUUCUGGGACCUGUGAUCGUGGAGAUUCCUCAUUUCGGCUCCAUGAGGGGAAAGGAGAGGGAACUGAUCGUGCUGAGGAGCGACAACGGUGACACAUGGAAGGAACACCAGUACGACUGCCAUCCAAGUGACAUCACAGACAUUCUCAACGGGAUGGACGAAGAACUGGACAGCAAUGCUGAGCUGGAGAAGAAGCGUAUCUGUCGGAUCAUCACCAGGGACUUCCCCCAGUACUUUGCGGUGGUGUCCAGGAUCAAGCAGGAGAGUAACCACAUGGGUCCAGAGGGCGGGACUCUGACCAGCCUGACCGUGCCCAUGGUCCAGGCCUCCUUCCCACAGGGGGCGCUCACCAAAAAGAUACGCGUUGGCCUGCAGGCUCAGCCCGUCCCAGAUGACAUGGUGAGGAAUCUCCUCGGCAACAGGGCCACCUUCAGCCCUAUCGUUACUGUGGAGCCCAGGAGGAGGAAGUUCCACAAGCCCAUUACCAUGACGAUCCCUGUACCGCCCCGAUCGGCAGAGGGCCACCCCAGUGGACCCAGGGGAGACUCCACCCCCUGCCUGCGCCUCCUCUGCAGCAUCACAGGUGGAACAUCUCCUGCCCAGUGGGAGGACAUAACAGGAACUACUCCGCUGUCCUUCGUCACAGACUGUGUUUCCUUCACCACAAACGUGUCGGCCAGGUUCUGGCUUGCAGACUGCCACCAGAUUCCUGAGACGGUCGGUCUGGCCUCUCAGCUAUACCGGGAGCUGAUCUGUGUGCCGUAUCUGGCCAAGUUUGUGGUGUUUGCCAAGAUGAACGAUCCUGUGGAGUCACGCCUCCGCUGCUUCUGCAUGACGGACGACAAGGUGGACAAGACUCUGGAACAACAGGAGAACUUUGAAGAGGUGGCCAGGAGCAAAGACAUUGAGGUCUUGGAGGGCAAGCCUAUCCAUGUGGAUUGCUAUGGCAACUUAUCUCCUCUUACCAAGAGUGGGCAGCAGCUGAUCUUCAACUUCUUCUCUUUCAAAGAGAACCGGCUUCCUUUCAAUGUGAAGGUCAGAGACAUGGGCCAAGAACCAUGUGGCCGACUCUCAUUUUUGAAAGAGCCGAAAACCACUAAAGGUCUUCCACAGACUGCCAUAUGCAAUUUGAAUAUCACACUGCCAACUCAUAAGAAGGACAUGAUGGAGUCUGAUCCUGAUGAUGAGACUGAAAAACCAGACCGCCGUCAUACCUUUGCCUCCUUAGCUUUGCGUAAGCGCUACAGCUAUCUGACCGACCCUGCAGCGAGUCCUCAGAGUCCCUGUGAGCGAACAGACCUGCGGAUGGCCAUCGUGGCUGACCACCUGGGACUUAGCUGGACUGAGCUAGCUCGGGAAAUGGACUUUUCUGUCGACGAGAUCAACCACAUCCGAGUGGAGAACCCCAACUCCCUGACAGCGCAGAGCUUCAUGCUACUAAAGAAAUGGGUCAGCCGGGACGGUAAAAACGCAACGACGGAUGCCUUAACUGGAGUGCUGACCAAAGUCAAUCGGAUGGAUAUUGUGACUUUACUGGAGGGGCCGAUAUUUGACUAUGGUAACAUUUCAGGCACGAGAAGUUUUGCCGAUGAUAACGCUGUUUACCUGGAUCAGGCUGAUGAUUAUCACAGCAUCCUAGCGGAGCUGCAAUCCCCAGUCCAACUGCACUCUGACCCUCCCUUCACGGAGUUCCACUCUGAACCCCCUACCCUCACCAUCGACCCCAUCCCUGUCCAGCUCCACCCACACCCCCCUACCCUCAUCCUCACCCAGUCUGAGCCCUGGACUGGCCACAUGGAGCCUAGUGUGGAGCCUGACACCUCCACUAGAACCCACCUUAGGCCCUGGGAGCUGUCCCUGUCCAUUCACACCCUUCACUUAGAUCCCACCGCUGCCACCAACACAGGAAUGGCUGAAGGUGACCAGGUGCUGAUGGUACAAGUGGAAGAAGAGAAAAAGGAAGUGGACAUAAGCCUCCAACAGCAGGAGGACAGCAGACAGACAGGGGCAUCAGCGGUGGAGGCUGAGGACGUCGUAAAGGGAGGUGGUGAGGAAGGGGUAGAGGUGGGUGAGAUGGCAGAAGAGGGGGAUAAAGUGGUAGAAGCAAAGAUCGGGGCUAAGUUAGCGGAAGAGGGGACUAAGGUGAGGGUGGAGGGGGGUAAGGCAGUAGAGAAUGGGGCUGAGGUAGUGGAAGAAGAGGGUGCAUAUCUCUCCCCCCAGGCCUGGGCUGAGGCAUUGGGGGAGCAGGGUGUGUCUGGUUCCACCGAGGAAGAGGAUGGAGACGAAGACGAGAAGACAGAAGAUAAGUUCAAGUCGCUGUUGGAGGAUAUUCAUUUGGAGGAAGGCUCAGAGGAGGAGGACGAGGAAAUGACGGAGGCCAGGGUUCAGGAGAUUCUUAGUCAGGUGCAACAGGCAGAAAAAGACGUGUGUUCACUUCCAGGUUGGCACAGUGACACAUCCAGCGUCAACGUGGAGCCCCCCACACCCGGCCGCAGUGUGAGCUCAGACCUGCUAGACCGCCAGGAAAAUAGCCAGGAGAACUCCAGUGACUCCAUCACCUCUUCCUCUAGAGGAGAGCUAGCGAGGUCUAGGCACAAUGGCGAUAACACGGAGCUACCACCUCAGGACGGGUCACUUCCUGUAUCGCAGGACUCAGCCAACGGAAGAACUGGACGUGGGAAGGAAGAAGGCACGCUUGUAUCUGAGAGGAAAGUCCAGCAGCAUUUUAGUGAGUCCGGCUCUGACGAGGAGCGGACUGUCACCACCAGGGUGUUUCGGCGCCGGGUCAUUCUCAAGGGAGAACAGGCAAAGAAUAUUCCGGGCGAAUCAGUGACAGAAGAACAGUUUACUGAUGAAGACGGUAACAUCAUCACUAGAAAAGUCAUCAGAAAGGUCAUCCGCCGGGUGUCCACGCCCACGCCUGACGACCAGGGCGGGGACAGGGGGAGUUGGGACCGAGGAGACCCCUGGCCCUGCCCUUUCUUACUGGAGGAGGAGGAGUUAGAGCAAGGAGAUGGAGCUAAAAGCAGGUCGGGAGAAAAGAAGCUUCAAUCGUAGGGGUAGCUGUGCUCCACCAGGUGUGCAGGAAUUCUUCUCAUCUGUUUCCAGGGCAGAAAGUUACAAACUGAAAAACUCAAGAAAUUUCAGCCAGGACUUGAUCCGUCUGAUUUCAAUAUGAGCAUGAAAAUCUCACUCCCUGUCAAUUGAGGGACCUGGAAGGUUCUCACCAUGGAAUCUGAAUUCUAAUUGUAUGGCUCUCACUUCCUGUGGUCUAUGGACCAGGAGAAUUCUGCUUCCUGUUUGUGACUCGUAACGUGCCAUUGGUGUCGUGAGAGCUUUUGAGGAGUAUUGUGGUGACAGCAAAAAGGACUCCAUCACAGAAAAACUACAGGUGCAACUGAACUUACACCUGUGACCAAAGAUGGCACAAAAGCUCAAUUCUAGUAGUAGGAGAAAGAAAAUCAACAAAAUUACACAAAACCUAGAGGAACACUUCUGAUCCACCUCCAACACUCGCCUUAUAGUUUUUUCUUGGACCCAUAAAUGUCAGGUUGUAAAUUGCUGUGGGGUUUGUUUUCCUUUUUAAAACUAAAAAUAAUACACAGCUUUUUCCUGUAUAUAAAUUACAAUGUGUACAAUAGAAAAAUGAUGAGUUACAGGAUGAUAAUGCACAGGAGAGAACUUUACAAGUGCUUUCAACAUUAUUAUCAAAAUGGUUCCACUUUUAAGGAAGUUUUGAGUGUAACUUCACACGUUCUUGUAUAAUUCAUUAUUAUAGCAGGUAUAAUGUUUGUAUAUGAAAAAAGCUGGUUAGAUUUUAACAGAGGACAUUUCCAGAAAAUCUUCUGCAAAUUUAAGUGAUUCCUAAAAAGGGGAUGUAUCUAAUUCUGCAAAAGCAGAGUACUCAUAUUUUCAUGCAUGCCGUUCACAUUAUUUUAAGUACAAUUUUUACAAGUUUGCAAACACUGUAUUAAAAUGAGAAUUAAAACCCUUUAUCUGUGUACACAUAUAGUCCUUACAUUUGUCACCAGUUUUAUAUUUGAAAUGGAAAAAAAAUACCAUAAAAGCAUUUAUUGUGUCGGGGACUAGGAACAGUAUGAAGAACAUUUGUUCUAUAGCUUCUUGAGGGUUUAAUGUAGUCUACCGUUUGUCUAUGUAAAACUGAACGGCAGCUUCUGCUGGCAUUAGCAUAAAUGCUAUGAGAAAGAAGUUAUCUGAAUGUAUAUGCUAGUAGACUGGCUCGCCGUAAAACUAUAACUGUAUUGUGUGUAUUGGCUAUAAGGUGUAGAGGUCUCUGUACGCUGUAAGACUGUUUGUAAUCAUUUUAGCGGUGUGUCAUUUGGUUUUAUGAAGGCUGCUGUGGUUUUAAAGAAAAGGUGUCAUUUCCUUUUGGGCUUUGGUGAAGUACUUCCUUAAAUUUAAUCUACUCACAUAAAGACAUAAGACAUUAUUUGAUUGUAGCUCUUAAAAGAAUAUGUAUGACAAAAACACUGGAUGGUCAAACGAUUAUUUAAGCAUCAAAUGAAUUGUGUGAUCUUUCUUGGCUUGAGAAUCUGUAUGCGGUGUCUAACUAGCAUUCAUUUGAUAGCUCAUUGGCGAUUACGUUGCAUUAGAUCUUCUCUUUGUAUUGGUUUGACUAAAGGCCCAUGUAGUUAAAGUGUGGUGUUAUUCUGGUGUGAAGGCUCAGACUUAGUGUAAUGAUGUUUAUGCUGUGGACAUGACAACCAAGUAAAGGACUUUAUUUUUAGACAAGUGAAGUCAUUUAGGGUAUUGUAUCAUAUCUCCCAUCCUACAUGUCAAUCAGGGGGUAGAGGCUAAUUUUAUCAAUUUUGUUUGAUAUGUGUUUUCACCUGAGCUAAUUUUUCGAUGUACAAUUCUUACUAACAGAGUGAAGCCAUUGAAAUGUAACUAUUCUAGCACUUUGGUUAUUCAAAGUCUUCUUUUAGAGGCUAUAGCAGUAAUGACGCCACCACAAUGUUUCAAUUUAAAAACAAAAUAACAAAAUAAAAAUGCAUUGAUUUUGCAA
Molecule: messenger RNA, 8216 nt
Organism: Oncorhynchus tshawytscha (Chinook salmon)
Lineage: Eukaryota; Metazoa; Chordata; Actinopteri; Salmoniformes; Salmonidae
Product: ankyrin-3
Exons: 47
Coding region: 32-6247 (2071 amino acids)
Biological process (GO): regulation of cardiac muscle contraction; signal transduction; protein localization to T-tubule
Cellular component (GO): T-tubule
Molecular function (GO): protein binding
Source: RefSeq, a predicted model, not a curated record